This is a messenger RNA of Entrophospora sp. SA101, 540 nucleotides long. Lineage: Eukaryota; Fungi; Glomeromycota; Glomeromycetes; Entrophosporales; Entrophosporaceae. The record is from the annotation of a GenBank genome assembly.
AUGUUUGAAGCACUUUUAAGUCAAGGUUUAAUGCUUAAAAAAUUAUUAGAAGCUAUCAAAGAACUUGUUACAGAUGCAAAUUUUGAUUGUAGUGAGACGGGUAUUGCACUUCAAGCCAUGGAUAACUCACACGUAGCACUAGUAUCACUUUUAUUAAGUAACGAAAUAUUUUCUACAUAUCGAUGUGAUAGAGGUUUUUCUUUGGGUGUAAAUUUAACUUCUCUUAACAAGUUAUUGAGGUGUGCCGGAAAUGAUGAUACUAUCACAUUAAAAGCCGAUGACAAUUCUCCAGAGACUUUAGCCAUGGCAUUUUCAGCUCCAAAGCAUUUAAGUAUUCCAGAAACAGUAUAUGAUGCAAUAGUAAGUUUACCGUCUGCCGAGUUUCAAAGAGUAUGUCGUGAUAUGAUGGUUAUUGGCGAAACUGUAAGAAUUGAAAUUGACGGUGAUGAGAUUAGAUUCAUUACAGAAGGUGAACUUGGUAAUGGCAACAUAAAAUUGAAACCAACUUCCCCCAUGGAUAAAGAAAUUGUUGAACCCUAA